UUCCCGCUCGCGUCACAGCCCAGCCUAGAGCUUCUUCCCCUAGCCUUUGUAAACAUUGUUCUUUUCGAUUAUGUUUUCCGUUGAAUUUUUGUUCAUUUGUGAAAAGUUUACCAAAGACAACUUUCUAUGAGAACGUAUUUCAGCUUCAUGUAGGUGUUUCCUCCCACGAGAAUUUCCUCAAUGAUUGAUUUUUGAUGGAAUUGAAGUAGAUUACUUUGGUAUGUAACCCUACUUGUGCUUCAUGUUCACCCUUCCAACAAGGGGCCAACUGCCGUAGAAUUUUUGUUUAUUUAUUCUGUCUUUGUAAUUUGACUUGAAAAGGAGUAAGAAAACUUAAAAAAUUAUAAUGAAGUCUCGUAAGAAUAAAGAUUUAAGGACAAUAAAAGAAGGGGUGGUGGGCAAGUAUGUCAAGAAAGAAACACCACCAGAAAUGCCAAUUAUCAAUGUGUGGACCACUGACCCUGUAAAGAAGAUGUCUAGUAGGAAGAGUUCUACAACCACUUCAUCUACCGCAUCAGUUGGUUCGCAGCCUACCAGGAUUGUUCAGAAGUUUGGCAGCCGCAUGACUCCAAGCCCAAGCGCAUCACUUGGACAUGAAGGAAAAUAUACACCGAGCAGCUCUGUUCCUGAUUUGGCCCAUAGGUUUGCAAGCUUGUCAAUGGGUACUGGUUCUGAGUAUGGCUCUAGUAAUCCCGUCUCAAGCUACAGUCUUGUACCGACAAGUAGUCAUGUCUCACAUGAAAUUCCUCAGUUGAGUGCUGUGUAUAUGCACACCCAUUGUACUCCUGACUAUCAAGAAACAUUUGGCCUUCAACAAGCUGAUAUUGCAUAUGGAGAAACAUCACACCAUCAACAUCUAGAUGAUUAUCGUCUUUCUCCGUAUUCCCAGAAUGUUGGAUACAGUCAGCAGCUACUGCAUACUCCACAGCAUUCUACCCAUGCUCUACAUCUGCCCAUCCCUCAUGGCAUGCACGGUAUGCCUCAGACUCACGAGGCUCUUCAAGGAUCUCAACAUAGUUUACACCGCUCCCCAUCUGAUGCAGCUAAUGUGGGUGAAGGCGGUGCAGAAGAACUACCUCUACCCCCAGGCUGGUCUGUUGACUUCACUCUUCGUGGUCGCAAGUAUUACAUUGAUCACAACACCAAAACGACUCACUGGAGUCAUCCAUUGGAGAAAGAAGGUCUUCCCACAGGGUGGGAACGUAUAGAUUCACCAGAAUAUGGCAUAUACUAUGUCAAUCAUAUUACGCAGCAUGCUCAAUAUGACCAUCCCUGUGCUCCUCAUUACAACUAUCAGCCAGAAGUCAGAUCAGGAUUAGAUGUUCCUCUUCCUUUACCGCAACAUAUUCAUUUUCAUCCUCCCAGUGUACUUGUCCCUGCUAACCCUUACUUGAAUGAAGAAAUCCCCAACUGGCUUGGAGUUUAUUCGAGAGCGUCACAAGACUUGGAUCAUAAACUGAAAUGGGAAAUGUUUCGUUUACCAGAACUGGACUGUUUUAAUGUUAUGCUUACCCGAUUAUAUAAACAGGAAUUGGAGGAGAUUGUAAUGCGCUAUGAAGCAUACAGGUCUGCCCUCGCAUAUGAAAUGGAAAGAAGAUUUCGAGCUCAGCAUCAGCAUAAAAUGCUUGCAUUACCACCAAUAACAAGUGAUGGGCAAAGUGAAGCCCCAGUACUCACGCAAAAUGUAGAAACAAAAGUUUAAUGCCAGGUUCCUUGUCUUUAUGGCUGUUCCUAUAAUAUUUGCCUUAUGUGCCUUAUAGAAUUUGUGUUUUUGUAAUUGGCUGUGUUAUAGAUCAUUAAGCAUUUUCCCCUUUUCUAUUUUAGAGUAGUGUUCAAAAGAACUAAGCCAGAAUGUGAAUUGUCACUUGAUUUCAGAACAGAUGCACUAUAUACAUAUAAGUUGCACUGAUCUGUUAAAAUUUUAUUUUUUUGUACCAGAUAUAUGUUUUUAAAGUUUGUUUAUACUGUAGUUUCUAAAAAUGUUCAUCUAUUUUUAUUCAUAUUUCUGUUUUUACGAAAAGUAUCAAUAUUUAUAGAACUACAGAGAGCGCUGAUUAUGGUAUUUUAUGUGAUAUCUGUUAGUAUGUAUUCAUAUACAUAAACAAAUGUAUAUGUAUUUUUAAAUUAUAACAUCACCAAUCAUGUCAA
This is a messenger RNA of Thrips palmi, 2148 nucleotides long. RefSeq names its product protein salvador homolog 1 (gene sav). The record is from RefSeq and is a predicted model, not a curated record. Gene Ontology annotation, molecular function: protein binding; molecular adaptor activity. Bases 347 to 1702 code for a protein of 451 amino acids. Lineage: Eukaryota; Metazoa; Arthropoda; Insecta; Thysanoptera; Thripidae. The transcript is spliced from 10 exons. Gene Ontology annotation, biological process: regulation of cell population proliferation; apoptotic process; hippo signaling.